UACCGGACAUUCGGUGUUCCUUCGUGAAGUGUUGGUGCCAGCGUCCAGCCACAACCUCAGCUGUGGCAGGCGAAGACGAGAAUUUAUAACACCCCGUGUACGGAACAGAAGAGGCGGACAAGACCGUGGCCGGUUGUUGUUAUCGCCAUAUCACACGGCAACACAGUGAUGCGAUGUGAGGAACCCUGCGAGGCUUGGACAGCCUAAACCGGUCAAACCGACGGUGGAUUUACCAGCCGCAAGGACUUGACUGACCUCAGAUUUAAAAAAAAGAAAAAAGCAACAACCCUGCGAUGUUUUUGCAUUUCCCAGUGUCCUGAUAACUGCAGCUUUCAACCCAAAGCAACAGCACUUCAUUGAGCUACCACUGGGAGUCAUAAAAAUAUAGGCUUCAGACUCCAGCUCGGCGAGCAGGUAAUGUUUUCAGCUCACCUUUAAUGAAACAUUGACGCUAUGCUACAUCUCAGAUAAUGUCUUUUAUUUGUAAAGUUCAUUCUUGUAAGGCUUUGAUGGACGUUUAGCUGUCAAUGUUAAUGUCUUCUUUUGGAAAACACUCAUGGCCAUCCGAGGGAUGUGGAGGGAGAAAUGCAUCAAAAAAACAUCAGAGAAGGAUUUUGAUGGUGUUUCCAUUUCACAUCCAAAAUAUGGCACAGCGCUUAUCAUUCUGUUGCAAUCAAGAAACUCAUGGGGCAUGUUGAAAGCAUGGGUGAUUGCCCUGCAAACCCCAAAAGGAUAAACACAGGACAAGUAGGGGAGAGAGGAUCGCUCUCUGCGUAACUCGUAUAAAUCAAUGUGACACGUUAUCAGUCUGAGGGGUCCAAAAUGUAUUUCUUUUGGGGAUGAUGAAUGUAGCCUGGGACAAAAUGAAAAGCUUUCUGCAGCAAUUUCUGUUCAACAGAAUCAAGAUGUGUGCCUAUAACACAAUGUAAAGCCAGGUGCCUGGAAUUUCCUAAUUUGCAAAAGGAAUCUCUUUAUUUUUUAUUAUGUCAGGUAAAGUGAGACGAGGCUCUGGAUUUACGGCUAACACACUGAUAGUGAAUUCAUUUCUGACCUUUAUAGUCAGCGUAUUAUAGGCCUAUAUCAAGAUUACAACAAAGACUCGUAUCCAAGACCUCGCAUCCUCUCUUUUAUGGCAUUCAAGGCUGUCUACUAACAUGUCGUUCAGUCGCAGUUUAACCAUGAUGAAAACUGCUUCUGUAGGAUAUCAGUGUCAACCUGUUUCCAGAGUGCUCCUUGACCUUAAUGUGUCCUAGCGUCAGUAUAUCCAACCAUUAUCAUCUGCCAGCUGUUAGAGAAAGCUGAUUGUAGCCCGGCCCAUCGCAACACACACACACACAGAGAGCCAACACAAGCUAGCAGGCGCUGGAAACGGAUUUUCUCUCAAACCUGUGUCAUGAUAUCACACCGUGGAGACACCUAAAUGCUGUACUAGUGACCGUUAUCAGACAGAAUGUCUUCCAGGGAGCGUCGGUCCGACGUCUACAUAAAGGCAGAACCGAGCAGUCCAGAGGGAGGUGGGGGAGGCCGGAUCAGCCCCGGCGGGGCCUCCUCAGACUCCUCUCACAGUGGAGGCGGAGGAACCAGAGGAGACGGCGUUAAGCGGUACUCCCCGCCGCUCUACACGCCGGCACUGCGUUGCCACUUCAAAGACGAGGGCGGCGAUGGAGCGGAGGAGGGCUCCACCGGAAAUGGAGCAGGGCGAUGCAAGUACGCCCUGAGCACGUUGCCGAAGAGGCUGUGUUUAGUAUGCGGGGACGUGGCCUCUGGGUACCACUACGGCGUGGCGUCAUGCGAGGCCUGCAAAGCGUUCUUCAAGAGAACCAUCCAAGGUGUGUGUCGUGGUAACAUUGAGUACAGCUGUCCGGCAUCGAAUGAGUGUGAGAUAACCAAGAGGCGCAGAAAGGCUUGUCAAGCAUGCCGCUUCACCAAGUGCCUCAAAGUAGGCAUGCUGAAAGAGGGCGUUCGUCUUGACAGGGUCAGAGGUGGAAGGCAGAAGUACAAAAGACGCCCAGAAGUGGAGAAUGCAACAUACCAGAGUGCCCCUCUACCACUGACAAAGGAGAGUGAAAAAGGUUCCUCCAACAUCAUUGUGUCCCACCUUCUGGUGGCAGAGCCAGAAAAGCUAUUUGCCAUGCCGGACCCUCUGCAGCCAGACACAGCCCAGCGCACGCUCACCACCCUCUGUGACCUCGCUGACCGGGAGCUGGUUGUCAUCAUUGGCUGGGCCAAACACAUUCCCGGCUUCCUGUCGCUGUCCCUCGCAGACCAGAUGUCCGUGCUGCAGUCCGUGUGGCUGGAGGUGCUGGUGCUGGGUGUGGCGUACCGCUCGCUCGGCUGCGAGGACGAGGUGGUGUUCGCAGAGGAUUUUGUCCUUGAUGAGGAGAUGUCACGUGUCGCUGGACUGACGGAGCUAAACGCCGCUAUCAGUCAACUUGCUCGCCGCUUCCGGGCACUAAACGUGGACCGAGAGGAAUUUGUCAUGCUUAAAGCCAUCGCACUCACUAACUCAGACUCUGUUUACAUCGAGGACACGGAGGCUGUGCAGAAGCUGCGGGACCUCCUCCACCAGGCCCUGCUUGAGCUGGAAUGUCAGCGGCGCCCGGACGAGUCCCAGCGGGCAGGACGCCUCCUUUUAACAUUGCCUCUCCUCCGACAGACUGCUGGUCGUGCUCUUACCACCUUCUACAGCAUCAAGACCCGCGGUGGCGUACCCAUGCACAAACUAUUCCUGGAGAUGCUGGAAGCCAUGAUGGACUCUCCCUAGAGCGGAAAGCCAGCAGUAAACAGGAGUCAGAGAAAGACCCAAUGAAGAUCUAGUCUUCAAGACUGGAUGACUGGUUUGUGAGAAAUGAACGAUUUUAUUAGAGAAUUCAUAGUGGGGGAAAUGGUCCUUUUUUUUUUCCCCUUUUUGCAUAGGCUAUACAUGAAGAAAGGAAAAUAAUAUGAGAAAAUAAAAAAGCUCAUGCAUUCAUGUCCCAAAGUGGGCAUUGGUUAUUUGCAGAAAGACUUCCGUAAAAGGCUCCAAGAGCGGCGACAUUUAACACGAACGCCAGAAUACUUCUCGGUUUCAAACAUUUUCAUGGUGAGUUCCAUCACAGCAUUGAUGUGCAGUUGCAUAACCACUGAAGAACACCAUUUAGGUACCCAAGAACAGACUGACGUGUGGCUUUUGAACUUUUAAAACAUACGUACCCGGGGGGGGGGAAAGACAGAUUAACACGCACAUGGAGUGCUUGUAUUUACUAUAGAUUAGUGUGCCGUUGUCGGCAAAUUCAUAGGAAUUACUUGCAAUAUGUUAAAAGCAAUAUAACGACUCGAUUGUUGUCUGUCACAUUUGAAAUGUGGAUAAAAGGGUGAGACAUCUAGUUAUGUGUGUGUGAGUGUGUGUGUAUAUCUGUAGUUCUCCACUCUCAGGACCCCAAGUGCUGAUUACUGAAACUCCCGCUGGUAGCAGAGGGAGUGGUUUGGGUCUGGGAUGCCAGGUGAGUAGAUCUAAAACACUGGCAAGAGAAAAAAAAAAGAAGAAGGAAAAAAAACAAAACACCAGCACUUUUGGGGUUAAACAUCGGAGUUGAGAACCACUGAUGUACGUAGUUGGUGCAGGAUUCUUUAUACGCGGUGGUGCAGUUGAUUUGUAGUCCAGGAGAAAUGCAUAUGAAGACUGUGUAGAGUGCUCUACUUGGAAGGUAAUAUAUUCAGUGUUAGACGGAAGUCCUGUUGGCACACAAACAACUGGUUUCCAUGCAAGCAAGCAAGCGUGUGCGUCCGUGUGCAGCCGAAACCAAUGAGCCACACUGAGAUCAGGGAAGAACGCAACUCUUUGACAAUAAAGCGCGAGCAACAGUAGUGGUCCGAAAAUAAAUGCAUAUGCCUCAUCUGCUUUUUUUUUUUUUUUUUUAUACAGUCCUCCACCACUAGAUAUAACCACUGUUUUUGACUUCAGCAGCUGUGCUGUUCAAAAACAAUCGUCAGACCUAUUUGAUUCGUGGGCUACAACACUAAUCCAUACGAUUGAUAGGCCACUGGUGAGAUUUCGCUGCAUUUUCCGCAGUCGUGAGGAGCGUUGCAUAAAAGAUCUCAAUCGUUUCAAUGAGAGAUCCCUCCUUUGUAUAUGUGCAUCUGUUGAAAUGAAACUUGCAAGUGUCCGUUAUGGGCUCAGGACAACAAGAAAUGCAAAAUAUGCAACAUCUUCCAUUUUUGGAUGUUGAAAACCUUGUCUGAAAACAUGCUGAAAGUCCCGCAGGUUUAAAAAACGUACAAUAGAAAUGAUCAUUAUAGUAAGCUUCACAUGCAAUGCAAGGCUGCGGUAUCUGAUGUCAAAGUCAGAUCGAAUAUUUAGCAGCCAAAGGGCCGUUAAUCAUUCAGCCAUGUACAGCUCCAUUCAAAUAAACAGAAACAUGCAAUUUAUAGUGGACGACGAUGAAGCCAGCAAAUGUGAUACAAAUUCCCCAUUACAAUUAUAUCUGUGCAGCUUACAGUGCUCUGGAAUUUAAAGACUUGAAACUUGCUUUUUCAUAUAUUUUCCUUUCUAGGAUUCAAGGGUAUUUUAUUUACAUUGUGAUACUGUUGUGGGUUUGGUAUUGAAAUUAAGCUUUCCAUUCAGGAUAAUAUAAAUACAUUUUUUUUUUUUUUUUUUUAUGUAAGCAGUUGUGUUUUUUCUGAAUCUGAUUGUCAUUUUAGGGAUCAAUUUUACCUGGCUCUAUAGAUCUAGCGGCUUGGUGAGGCUACAGAGGGCUACCUCAGGAGGCAGAGCACGCCGGGCGGCCAAAUAACUGUGGAGACAAAUGUAAUUCUUGAUCUUUCGAUUUGUCAACUUCAAUUUGAGCAUUGGGUUCAUUGAACGUCUUUGCAGUUGUUAAAAAAAACACCCGAGAUCAUUUAUUUCUUUGUUUUCAUACGGUAUAUGGCUCAUUAUUCAUGCUUUACAGCUUACAUGUUCCUGUUUUCGAAGUAGAGCUGUUAACGUUUCUUCAUAUUGACUCGGCCAUUUACACAACGGAAGCUUUUUCAUCAGCGUGCAAAUAUGUUUUAGGUACGGUGGGUUUCGGAGAGAAGGCAGGGUCAUCUGCAGUGUCACUGUUAAAAUGAUACGGUCAUUUGUAGUUUUAAUAAAUAUGUGCGCAUUAAUAUAAAUGAGCAAUACGAUAAAUUACCAAACCUCACACAUUUCCUUGUAUAGCCACAGUGUACAUGUAACAAUGCCAGUUAUAAUGCAGAAUAGCUACUAAACGUUAUAUUAUUUAGAAGUUCAAAUCAAUGUUUGUAUUUUGAAAGACUAUUUAAAUGAUUAAAUUCUAUUUUUUACUCAAUUUACUGUUGUUUGUUGACACUGCUUUGUUUUUGCGUGUGAUAUUGGCUGUGAAUUUAUGUGUGUAGAUUUUCUUUUUCUUUUUUUUUUCCUUUAGAUAAAACAGUUUGAUGUCCUUGUCUAAACAUGUCCACAUAACAAUCACUGUGAAAAAAGUGAGAUCAUCCACUGUCUGACGCAACGGGGAGUGGAUUAUUGUAGGUGCUUUGUGUUGUGUAAUAAAAGGACACACCACCACCACA
Anarrhichthys ocellatus (wolf-eel) is the source of this 5550-nucleotide messenger RNA. It is a transcript of the gene esrra, whose product is annotated as estrogen-related receptor alpha. The record is from RefSeq and is a predicted model, not a curated record. The coding region runs from base 1451 to 2764 and encodes 437 amino acids. Gene Ontology annotation, cellular component: nucleus. The transcript is spliced from 8 exons. Gene Ontology annotation, molecular function: steroid binding; sequence-specific DNA binding; zinc ion binding. NCBI's taxonomy places the organism in Eukaryota, Metazoa, Chordata, Actinopteri, Perciformes, Anarhichadidae. Gene Ontology annotation, biological process: regulation of DNA-templated transcription.